Protopterus annectens (West African lungfish) is the source of this 3524-nucleotide messenger RNA. It is a transcript of the gene ATP12A, whose product is annotated as ATPase H+/K+ transporting non-gastric alpha2 subunit. Gene Ontology annotation, biological process: intracellular sodium ion homeostasis; potassium ion import across plasma membrane; proton transmembrane transport. The record is from RefSeq and is a predicted model, not a curated record. The coding region runs from base 219 to 3338 and encodes 1039 amino acids. Gene Ontology annotation, molecular function: P-type sodium:potassium-exchanging transporter activity; ATP binding; ATP hydrolysis activity. Gene Ontology annotation, cellular component: membrane. Lineage: Eukaryota; Metazoa; Chordata; Ceratodontiformes; Protopteridae. The transcript has 23 exons.
CGUUCAGACGUCUUUCGAGUUUGGAAGGGUGCUACACGCAUCUUUGGAAAAUGUCAGAUUGCGGGGAGGACUGCAGCUAACAUUGGCUUUUUCUGUUGGGAGGAAGCCAUCAUCUCUGCAAGCUGUUGUUCUCGUAAGACCUGCGGAGGUCUCCAAAAAGCGGUGGGAGUUCCCGUGUGCUGCGAAAGUGGUUGGUCACUUUGUAAAAGGUCUGAAAAAUGGGGGAGGAGAAUAAAACUGACAUCUACUCAGUAGAAAUCCACGGAGCAGAAGAUGCAGUGACACCACCUAAUGAUGAAAAGAAAAACAAGUAUAGAAACCUGAAAAAAAAGCUACAAAAGAAGAAAGACAAGAAAGAUGAUAACCUCAAGCAAGAACUUGAGAUUGAUGAUCACAAGCUAAGCCUUGCUGAACUGGAAGAAAAAUAUGGAACUGAUCUCAAGAGUGGUCUCACAAGCACAAAAGCAGCAGAGAUUCUGGCACGUGAUGGGCCCAACAGAUUGACUCCACCCAAAGGAACCCCUGAGAUAAUCAAGUUCCUCAGACAGAUGGUUGGGGGGUUCUCACUCCUUCUGUGGGCAGGUGCAAUCCUGUGCUGGAUUGCCUAUAUAAUACAAUAUGCUCAGGACAAUACAGUUGCGAGGGAUAAUUUGUACCUGGGUAUAGUACUAGCAGGUGUUGUCAUUCUUACUGGGUGCUUUGCCUACUUCCAGGAAGCAAGAAGUACAAAUAUUAUGGCUAGUUUCAACAACAUGGUCCCACAGCAAGCUCUUGUGAUCCGAGAUGGAGAGAAGAAAGAGAUUCCAGCAGAUCAGCUAGUAACCGGUGAUAUAGUGGAAAUAAAGGGAGGUGACCGUUGUCCUGCAGAUCUCAGAAUUCUGUCUUCUCAAGGUUGUAAGGUGGAUAAUUCUUGUCUCACUGGUGAAUCUGAACCUCAAAGUCGGUCCAAUGAAUUUACACAUGAUAAUCCCUUGGAGACUAAAAAUAUUGCUUUCUACUCUACAACCUGUUUGGAAGGUAUUGCCACAGCAAUAGUAAUUAACACCGGAGACCAGACUGUCAUUGGAAGAAUCGCAUCUCUUGCAUCUGGAGUUAGUAAUGAGAAAACCCCAAUCGCUAUUGAAAUUGAGCACUUUGUCCACAUUGUGGCUGGCUUUGCUAUAUCUGUUGGAAUACUAUUUUUCAUCAUCGCUGUCUCGAUUGGCUAUCGCAUACUGGAUUCCAUCAUUUUUCUUAUUGGUAUAAUCGUUGCCAACGUGCCUGAAGGUUUACUUGCAACAGUUACUGUGUGCCUCUCACUGACAGCCAAGAGAAUGGCCAAAAAGAACUGCCUCGUGAAAAACUUGGAAGCCGUGGAGACACUGGGUUCUACCUCAAUUAUUUGUUCUGACAAAACAGGAACACUCACCCAAAACCGUAUGACCGUCGCACAUUUAUGGUUUGAUCAAGAGAUCCAUGCUGCAGACACCAGUGAGAAUCAGGAGGAUCAAUCAUUUGAUCAGAGUUCAGGAACAUGGAUCGCCUUGUCUAGAAUUGUAGCACUCUGUAAUAGAGCUGAGUUCAAACCUGGACAAGAAGAUCUUCCAAUUAUGAGGCGUAUAGUAGUAGGAGAUGCUUCUGAAACUGCGCUGCUGAAAUUCGCUGAGGUUAUUCUUGGCGAUGUCAUGGGCAUCAGGAGUAGGAACCGUAAAAUCGUGGAAGUCCCUUUCAAUUCAACUAACAAAUACCAGCUUUCCAUUCAUGAUACUGAAGAUACCAAUGAUAAACGCUUCUUGCUGGUAAUGAAAGGAGCCCCUGAAAGGAUUCUUGAUCGCUGCAGCACCAUUAUGAUUGGUGGAAAGGAGAGACCACUUGAUGACGAAAUGAAAGAAAGCUUUCAGACUGCCUAUAUGCAGCUAGGAAGUCUGGGAGAGAGAGUUCUAGGUUUCUGUCACUAUUACCUACCAGAAGAUGAGUUUCCAGAGUCCUAUCCCUUUGAUGUUGACAGUAUGAACUUCCCCACUGAUGGUCUCUGCUUUGUUGGACUCCUGUCUAUGAUUGACCCUCCUCGCUCUACUGUUCCUGACGCUGUUUCUAAAUGUCGUUCUGCUGGAAUCAAGGUUAUCAUGGUUACUGGUGAUCAUCCAAUAACAGCUAAGGCAAUUGCAAAAAGUGUCGGCAUCAUCUCAGCAGGAAGUGAGACUGUCAGUGAUAUUGCAGAGCGACUUAAAAUACCUAUUGAGAAAGCUAACAAACGGGAUGCUAAAGCUGCUGUUGUGAAUGGCAUGGAGUUAAAAGACAUGACAUCUGAAGAAUUGGAUGACAUUUUAAAGUACCAUUCUGAAAUUGUGUUUGCCAGGACCUCCCCCCAGCAGAAGCUUAUCAUUGUAGAGGGUUGCCAGAGACAGGGUGCAGUUGUUGCUGUGACAGGAGAUGGUGUCAAUGACUCCCCUGCUCUGAAGAAAGCUGACAUUGGAGUUGCCAUGGGAAUUACAGGAUCUGAUGCUGCUAAGAAUGCUGCUGACAUGAUCCUUCUAGACGAUAAUUUUGCUUCGAUUGUUACUGGAGUUGAAGAAGGUCGCUUGAUAUUUGACAACCUGAAGAAAUGCAUUGCCUACACUCUGACCAAGAACAUCGCUGAACUGUGCCCCUUCCUCAUUUACAUCAUUGCUAGCUGCCCACUCCCCAUUGGCACCAUUACCAUCCUGUUCAUUGAUUUGGGUACUGACAUUAUACCAAGUAUCUCAUUAGCUUAUGAAAAAGCUGAGAGUGACAUCAUGAACAGAAAGCCAAGAAGAAAGUUACAAGACAGACUCGUGAAUGCAAAUCUGGCUAUAUAUUCAUAUGCUCACAUAGGUAUAAUUCAGUCAGUUGGAGCAUUUUUAUGCUAUUUCACUGUGCUUGCCCAACAAGGUUACCUUCCAUCCAGGGCAGUUAACAUCCGUGUGUACUGGGAAAAUGUCAAUGAUCAUGAGUUGGAGGACAGCUAUGGACAAGAAUGGACAUAUAGGCAGCGUCAGUUGUUGGAAUGGGCUUGCUACACUGCCUUCUUCAUCAGCAUUGUCAUUGAGCAGCUUGCAGACUUGAUUAUUCGCAAGACCCGAAGGAAUUCACUUUUCACUCAGGGACUCUUGAGGAAUAAAGCUCUGUUGAUAGGUCUCGCUUCACAGAUUGCUAUUGCCAGUUUUCUAUCAUACUGCCCCGGUAUGGCUGAGGCACUGCACUUUGUACCACUUAGAGUUCAAUACUGGUUCGUAGCCACUCCAUAUGCAAUCUUGAUUUGGGUAUAUGAUGAAGUACGCAAGCUUAUCUGCCGCCGUCAUCCUGGAAGUUGGUAUGAACAGAAUAUGUUCUACUGAAGCUGUUUGCUAUUAACUCUGACUUUUGUGAGUUUCAAACUGCUACCAGCUGUGGACACGGAUCUACAAUCGUGCCUGAAGAUUACUUUGCUGUUGUUGAAUUCAGAUGUUUUCAUUUUUUAUGUUCUCAUACUUUAAAAUUUUGGGUGGUCAUGACAUAAAAAAUGCUUCAGACAUUUUAGUAAU